Fusarium mangiferae is the source of this 858-nucleotide messenger RNA. RefSeq lists its product as uncharacterized. The record is from RefSeq and is a predicted model, not a curated record. The transcript has a single exon. Bases 1 to 858 code for a protein of 285 amino acids. Lineage: Eukaryota; Fungi; Ascomycota; Sordariomycetes; Hypocreales; Nectriaceae.
AUGGCGAUUGAGGAAGUACAUCCCAUGUCUCUCAGGCCAAAACCAACUUCUUGGCUUGAAAGCCUUCCAACCGAGGUUCUACAAUCUAUUUGCGCCCAUUUCUGUCGGCACUGUCGGGGCGACGUUCUUAUUACUCUCAAAAAUCAUCCAUGGACCUAUGAAACUACCUCAGAUGGCAAUAUCAUUGUGGCCAAUGCUGAGCCUGCCCAAGAUCUUUGUGCUCUGAGCCGCGUGUCACGUCGGCUCCGGGAUGUCGCCCAACCAGUCUUGUAUCACGAAUUCCCUAAUUUCGAACAUCGUGAGAGGCGCUUAGAGCCAUUCCUGAUAGCCGUUGCGUCCCGACCCGACCUGGCAAGGGCAGUCAAGGUCAUGGCUUGGAAUUCAAACCUCGCAAACCAUCUAGAUAUCGUCCGGGCCCGAAAGGGCUACCAUCAAGGACUCAAAGCUCUGGGAAUCGAUGCGAACCAACUUUGGCGUGAGAGACGCGACGAUCGUCUCCAGCUGAAACAUCAUAAAGCGUUGCACACAUUCAUUUUUGGGGACAGAUACAAUGAUCCCCGUUCCUACAACUCGCAUCUUUGGAGAGCUGCCUGCGCCGAGAUCCUGAUUCUACUCCUUGCUUUACUGCCCAACCUGACUACCUUUAUAGCUGAUGGCGACUGCGACAUGUUUUUUUCGCCAUCCGCCUUAAGAGUAUAUGGCGUCAAUAGUAUAAAGCUAAGGCAACUUCUGGCAACUCACCUCCCUCAUGUAAUUCUUGACGUGGCACCAGAUCUGGAACAUUUGGUAAUCGGACACUUUAAUCCACGCAAUAUUUACUCCCCUAUAUCGAGUAAGAUACUUGGAGUGAUAGGCUAA